AUGGCCAGCAAAGACUUGGGCGAGGUGAUCGGCUUUUUCCUGGCUGUGGCGUUUUGUAUAACGUGCCCGGAAUAUGUAUCAUCAGCACAACGUGAACUUGGCAAAGGAUUGCCAACAAAUACCUCGGCAACGUCACCUCCUGCAGCUGAUAACGUCAUAAGACCAGGUGUAGCGAUAGCUGAUGCUCCCCGGCCAACCCCUCGCACGGGACCCUACUUCGACUUAGCGGCUUCCAAGAAUGUCACAGCCCUGCUUGGAAAGACCGCCUAUUUGAAUUGUCGAGUCAAAAACUUAGGAAAUAAAACUCUCAACAUGCAAGUCUCGUGGGUGCGGCAUCGGGACAUCCAUCUGCUAACUGUUGGUCGGUACACAUACACAAGCGACCAAAGGUUUAGAGCGAUUCACCUUCCUCAUUCAGAAGACUGGACGUUACAAAUAAAGUAUCCACAACACAGAGACUCUGGCAUCUACGAGUGUCAGAUAUCAACGACCCCACAUAUGAGUCAUUUCAUACAUUUAAAUGUUGUUGAGCCAACGACGGAAAUAAUAGGCGGUCCAGACCUAUAUAUCGAUCGGGGCAGUACUAUCAACUUAACAUGCGUGGUGCUCUACUCUCCCGAGCCCCCCGCGUACAUAUUCUGGAACCAUAACGAUGCGAUAAUAAGCUACGAUUCACCUCGAGGCGGUGUGUCAGUGGUGACAGAGAAAGGUGAAACGACCACGUCCUUCCUGCUAAUUCAACAGGCAAGGCCUUCGGAUUCUGGAACUUAUCAAUGCAACCCGAGCAACGCUCAGUCUAAAAGUAUAGUGGUUCACGUACUAAACGAAGCAAAUUCCAUUUUUCCUUUGUCAGGAGAAUAUCCCGCCGCGAUGCAGAGGGGGGGCCAAGCCUUCGCGCCGACCACCACUCAUUGCAUCGUGCUCCUUGCUAGUCUACUCUUAGUUCUAUCU
Messenger RNA from Brenthis ino (lesser marbled fritillary), 951 nucleotides. Lineage: Eukaryota; Metazoa; Arthropoda; Insecta; Lepidoptera; Nymphalidae. The record is from the annotation of a GenBank genome assembly.